GGGGCUCAGACUUGCGGCCGGGAGUAGCGGGAACCGGCGGGCACUGGACCGGGUGACCCGACGUGGUCGCGUGGCGGGUGGUCAGGUCUCCGGGUGGUCGGGUGUCCGCCCCGGGAUCCGGCCGCCCCGGCGGGAGUCGGCAGUGCUCGGCGGGGCCUGGGUCCCGGGCGCCCGGCCCCGUCAGCUCCCGCCGCGGCCGCCAUGUGGUGCCUGCACUGCAACUCGGAGCGGACCCAGUCCCUGCUGGAGCUGGAGCUUGACAGCGGCGUGGAGGGCGAGGCCCCCAGCAGCGAGACCGGCACGUCCCUGGACAGCCCGUCGGCCUACCAGGGCCCCCUAGCGCCCGGUUCCAGCCUGAGCCCGGACCACUACGAGCACACGUCGGUGGGAGCCUAUGGGCUGUACGCGGGCCCGCCAGGGCAACAGCAGCGCACACGGAGGCCCAAGCUGCAGCACUCGACCUCCAUCCUGCGCAAGCAGGCCGAGGAGGAGGCCAUCAAGCGCUCGCGGUCACUCUCUGAGAGCUAUGAGCUCUCCUCGGACCUGCAGGACAAGCAGGUGGAGAUGCUAGAACGCAAGUAUGGAGGCCGCCUUGUGACGCGCCAUGCGGCCCGCACCAUCCAGACGGCCUUCCGCCAGUACCAGAUGAACAAGAACUUCGAGCGCCUGCGCAGCUCCAUGUCGGAGAACCGCAUGUCGCGCCGUAUCGUGCUGUCCAACAUGAGGAUGCAGUUCUCCUUCGAGGGUCCUGAGAAGGUGCACAGCUCCUACUUCGAGGGGAAGCAGGUCUCGGUGACGGACGAUGGCUCGCAGCUGGGGGCCCUGGUGCCGUCGGAGCGCGGCGACCUCGGCGAGCCUCCCGCCCUCAAGUCUCCCGCCCCAUCCAGCGACUUCGCGGACGCCAUCACGGAGCUGGAGGACGCCUUCUCCCGGCAGGUGAAAUCGCUGGCAGAGUCCAUCGACGACGCCCUCCACUGCCGCAGCCUGCACUCGGGGGAGGCGCCCCCUGCCGACACGGGGCGGGCCCGGGAUGCCGAGCCCAAGCCGGCCCUGCACGGCGCUGACCACCACAAACUGGACGAGAUGACGGCCUCGUACAGCGAUGUCACCCUGUACAUCGAUGAGGAGGAGCUGUCGCCCCCACUGCCCCUCUCACAGGCCGGGCACCGGCCGCCCAGCGCCGAGUCGGACCCGCGGCUGCGAGCCGGGGGCGCCUCGCAGGACUACUGGGCGCUGGCCCACAAAGACGACAAGGGGGACACGGACACGAGCUGCCGGAGCACGCCGUCGCUCGAGCGGCAAGAGCAGCGGCUGCGCGUGGAGCACCUCCCGCUGCUCACCAUCGAGCCGCCCAGCGACAGCUCCGUGGACCUCAGCGACCGCUCAGACCGCGGCUCGCUCAAGAGGCAGAGCGCCUACGAACGCGGCCUGGGCGGGCCACAGGGCAGCCCCAAGCACGGCCCCCUGGGCUGCCCCCCGAAGAGCCUUCCCCGGGAGGAGCCCGAGUUGCGGCCCCGGCCCCCCCGGCCCCUGGACAGCCACCUGGCCAUCAACGGCUCGGCCAACAGGCAGAGCAGGUCCGAGUCUGACUACUCGGACGGGGACAACGACAGCAUCAACAGCACAUCCAACUCCAACGACACCAUCAACUGCAGCUCUGAAUCGUCGUCCCGUGACAGCCUGCGGGAGCAGACGCUCAGCAAGCAGACCUACCACAAGGAGACCCGCAACAGCUGGGACUCCCCGGCCUUCAGCAACGACGUCAUCCGCAAGAGGCACUAUCGCAUUGGCCUCAAUCUCUUCAACAAGAAGCCUGAGAAGGGCGUCCAGUACCUCAUCGAACGUGGCUUUGUGCCUGACACGCCAGUGGGGGUGGCCCACUUCCUGCUGCAGCGCAAGGGCCUCAGCAGGCAGAUGAUCGGCGAGUUCCUGGGCAACCGACAGAAACAGUUCAACCGAGAUGUGCUGGACUGUGUGGUAGACGAGAUGGAUUUCUCCGCCAUGGAGCUGGACGAAGCUCUCCGGAAGUUCCAGGCACACAUCCGGGUCCAAGGGGAGGCUCAGAAGGUGGAGCGGCUCAUCGAGGCGUUCAGCCAGCGGUACUGCAUCUGCAACCCUGGGGUGGUUCGGCAGUUCCGGAACCCAGACACCAUUUUCAUCCUGGCCUUUGCCAUCAUCCUGCUCAACACAGACAUGUACAGCCCCAACGUCAAACCUGAGCGGAAAAUGAAGCUGGAGGACUUCGUCAAGAACCUGCGAGGUGUGGACGAUGGUGAGGACAUUCCCCGGGAGAUGCUAAUUGGGAUCUACGAGCGCAUUCGCAAGCGGGAACUGAAAACCAACGAGGACCACGUGUCCCAGGUGCAGAAGGUGGAAAAGCUCAUCGUGGGGAAAAAGCCGAUUGGAUCCCUGCAUCACGGGCUUGGCUGUGUGCUCUCUCUGCCCCACCGGCGGCUGGUCUGCUACUGCCGGCUCUUCGAGGUUCCAGACCCAAACAAGCCCCAGAAGCUCGGGCUGCACCAGCGAGAAAUCUUCCUGUUUAACGACCUCCUGGUGGUGACCAAGAUCUUCCAGAAAAAGAAGAACUCGGUGACGUACAGCUUCCGACAGUCCUUCUCCCUGUACGGCAUGCAGGUUCUGCUCUUCGAGAACCAAUACUACCCCAAUGGCAUCCGGCUCACAUCUGCUGUCCCCGGAGCAGACAUCAAAGUGUUAAUAAACUUUAACGCUCCCAAUCCUCAAGACCGAAAGAAGUUCACCGACGACCUGCGGGAGUCCAUCGCGGAAGUGCAGGAGAUGGAGAAGCACAGGAUAGAGUCGGAGCUCGAGAAGCAGAAAGGCGUCGUGCGGCCCAGCAUGUCCCAGUGCUCCAGCCUCAAAAAGGAGUCCGGCAACGGGACGCUGAGCCGAGCCUGCCUGGAUGACAGCUACGCCAGCGGUGAGGGCCUCAAGCGCAGCGCCCUCAGCAGCUCCUUGCGGGACCUCUCCGAAGCGGGGAAGCGAGGGCGUCGCAGCAGUGCGGGAUCGCUAGAGAGCAAUGUGGAAUUUCAGCCUUUCGAGCCACUGCAGCCGCCAGUGCUGUGCUCCUAAGCCGUGGGACCGGAGGACUGCCCCGCGGCCCCUGCCCCGGCGGAGAGCCCUUUCAGAAAGGGCGAAGCUAGUGCUGGACUCCGCGGGCCACAGGCUCCGCACGCCGUGGACGGCGUGGUGCGCCGUGGCCAGACGGCAGGACGACCGAGGGGAGCCCACCUGGCGGGCCGGCCGGGGGCCCCGCCCGUUUCCCUCCCCACCCGCCCCUUUGUCAUGUCAUCGAGGCCACCAUACCAGCAAAUCUGCAAACCGAGCACUUUGUUAAUCUCCACAGAGAGCAAAUACAGCAAUCUAGAGUUUAGCCUUUUUUUUUUUUUUUUUUUUUUGGAAGAAGUGUGACUUUAACCUGCCCACCUUUAUCUUCCCAUCGUGUCGUGUUUCUCUCCCGGGCACCUGCUCGGAAGGAGGGACGUGUACAAAGCACGGGUGCGUCUGAUCUGGUCCAGGCCAGGCUGGUGGGAGGCUCCCCACUUCCACCGGCUCCUAGAUUCCUUGGUUUUCCUGCAGAAUCAGGCUCCCCGAGGCGUUCUCUGUCUUGCAGUUUAAAGGUUGUUGUUCUGACCAGGAGAAGUCGAAUUGUACUGCAUGCCAUCUGGCGUCAGUCGUGUGAGGCCACACUCUAUGUAUUGUGUAUUUGCAAACUAUAUCAGUGUUACUGUUGACAAAUAGUUGAAGUAAAGUGAUAACAUAUUAAAUAUGUCAGCCUUUCUUCACCCUCUGUACCGAUAGUAGAGUCUACCUGUAAACUCGAGGUUGUUCCAGAAAAGAUGCAGGCUCUUUGGCACAAGGUUGCCCUUUCUGAAGGGGUGACCACCGAUGAAAAAGGGUGGACAGCAAAGCCGAUGGGGUCGGGUAGGGGAGCGCUGUCUCCAUCGCCGUCCUUCGUGCACCACGGGCCACUCAGAACCCUUACUUCCAAAACUGCCGUCCGUGUGUCCUGAAGCGUGGUCUGGUGGCCACACGGCCGGAUCUAGCGAAAGGGGGCUUCUCGAACCAAUUCCCUUUCUCCCCAUGUGUCCAACUUUGUAUAGCGUGUUGGGCUCAGGUCAGCGAGGCUUCAUCAUUCUUUGUUUGAUUUACACGCUUACCGUGGGAAGCGUCUCCAGGGAGUGUUUCCAAGGAGGCUGGAGCCACGCUGCCCGGAAUCUCGUUUGGGAAGCAAAAACUGCCGACAGAUUGCUUUCCUGCGCCCCCCGGGCCCCCACCCCCCGGGUCGCGCUCUCGUGGGAUUGUUCUUUCUAGACCCCAGCCUGCCACAGGAUCAGCGCUGUGGGGGCCUGCCGUCCACCCCCCACCCCGGGGAUAGGCAGCAGGACGCCGAGCAGGACGUUUGUGUCCUCCUUCCCCACCGUCAGGACACACUUGGGACCUUUCUCUCAAGUCGUGCAAAUUGUUCCAGUGAAACGGUCAUUUCCGACACGAGCAGGAGUAGAGGAAGCGGCAGGUAGCAUCACAAAAAUCUUUUCUGGGACAACAAUUAAAUCAUGUGUUUGUAUUUUUUUUUUAAGUUUACGAAUGAAUUGUACAACAAUGUAAAAAUAAAGUUCAUCCUAAUAUGAUGUGCACAUAUUGCUUAAAAAUGUCUUCAGUCACCCAGCGUAGAGCGAUGUUUCCAUCACGCGCUGCAUGCAGAAGAAGCCUCUUGUUUGUCUUUAAAACGAGCUGAAAAGACAGCAGAUAUGUAAACACGACCCUAGGUGUUGACUCGGCACUCCCUGCAAAGCUGGGUCUCUACGGGUAAGCAUGCAUCUUACGGUUUCGUUGUAAAAUACCAUCACUCUUCCUGCCUGAAAACUGAGGAAUUUUGUAAAGUAUCUCCAAUAACAACAAUAAUCCAGGAAACAGAUUUCGAGACGGAUCAGUGCCAAGUGGGGGGUGGUGGAAAGGGACAGGUGGGAGGAGGGGCGUGUGCCUCUUUCUUACCCACGAAGGGACACACGUUAGCCUAACCGCGGUCGCAUCGAGGUCCCGCACAGGACCCGUCUCCUCUUGGGAACUGUAGUCCACCUUCUAGUUGUUUUAAACGGUUAGCAUCAGGUCUUGACUGCAGACUUUCCAAAGACUUCGAGAGACACCUCCCUCGCCAGAGGCCCGGCACCCGCUGUGUAACUUUGGGCAGGAAGGGAGUGCUUUUGUUUUAAUACACAUUCUGUUUGUGAGUAGUAACAGACUCUAUUGAUGUAAAACCAUAGCUGUGAUCAUGUGGAGAAAUCAAAUAAAUCCUUUAAAACUCU
This is a messenger RNA of Herpailurus yagouaroundi (jaguarundi), 5324 nucleotides long. It is a transcript of the gene IQSEC1, whose product is annotated as IQ motif and Sec7 domain ArfGEF 1. The transcript has 14 exons. Lineage: Eukaryota; Metazoa; Chordata; Mammalia; Carnivora; Felidae. Gene Ontology annotation, biological process: actin cytoskeleton organization; regulation of ARF protein signal transduction. Gene Ontology annotation, molecular function: guanyl-nucleotide exchange factor activity. The coding region runs from base 202 to 3090 and encodes 962 amino acids. The record is from RefSeq and is a predicted model, not a curated record.